Messenger RNA from Saprolegnia parasitica CBS 223.65, 1494 nucleotides. RefSeq lists its product as hypothetical. NCBI's taxonomy places the organism in Eukaryota, Oomycota, Saprolegniomycetes, Saprolegniales, Saprolegniaceae. Bases 1 to 1494 code for a protein of 497 amino acids. Gene Ontology annotation, cellular component: non-motile cilium; BBSome; ciliary basal body. Gene Ontology annotation, biological process: non-motile cilium assembly. The transcript has 13 exons. Gene Ontology annotation, molecular function: protein binding. The record is from RefSeq and is a predicted model, not a curated record.
AUGCAGGCGUUGGGAAUCGCGUCCUGGCUGCGGUCGAUGCGGAGCUGGAGGAGCGACAUCCUCGAGACGAACCCGUACGACCAAGCGGUCUGGCUCCUCAAGUGUCGCGUCGUGACGCAGCAAACGUACAUGGACGACUCGGAGAUGGAGGAAGACGGCGCCGCAGACUUGCUCCUUGACGACAAUGCGCUGGCGAGCAUGCCCCGGCCUGGCACGUCGCUGAGCCGACCCAUGACGCGCGCCAACGUCAACUCUGGCGACCAGAGCUUCCGGCCCAUGUCCGCGAGUGGGCGCCCGCUCAGCGGCUUUGCCCGGCCUGGCACCGGGUCACGCCCGGGCACGGGGCUGUCGCUGGACCAGGCCUUGCAGGGCGCCCGUCCAGGCACGUCGCGGCCGCCGACGUCGCUCGGGCGGCAAGUGCGCCUCGGCACCGCGUCGAUGCAGAGCCAGGGCGACGGCGGCGCCUUCAUCAGCCCCGACCGCCUCGACAUGAAGCGGUACGCGGCGCGCCCACCGAUCGCCAAGGCGCUCGUUGACUACUUGCUGUACCACGACCACAACCCAAAGAAAGCGCUGGAGCUCGCGGCCGAAGCGACCGUGGCCGCCGACUACAAGGACUGGUGGUGGAAGGCGCGCUUGGGCAAGUGCUACUACCAGCUCGGGCUGCUGCGCGACGCGGAGAAGCAGUUCGAGUCGAGUCUCAGAAGCCAGGAAAUGGUCGUCACGUACCUCGAGCUCUGCAAAGUGUACUUGAAGCUCGACCAGCCCAACACGGCGCUCGAGUACUACCGGCGCGCAAGCGAAAAGUUUCCCGGCGACGUGCACGUGCUCGUGGGCAUGGCGCGCAUCCACGACAUGCUCAACGACGUCGACAGCAGCGUCACCGUCUACAAAAAGGUGCUGGACGUGGACCCGGCCAACAUUGAGGCGAUCGCGUGCCUCGCGUCCAACAACUUUUACAACGACCACCCCGAGGUCGCGCUGCGCUACUACCGCCGACUGUUGCAAAUGGACGUCAACAACACGGAGCUGUGGUGCAACAUUGGUCUCUGCUGCUUUUACGCGUCCCAGUAUGACAUGACGCUCUCGUGCUUUGAGCGCGCACUCGCGAUGGCGUCGGACGACAACAUGGCCGACGUCUGGUACAACAUUGGCCAGGUCGCGAUUGGCAUUGGGGACCUGGGGCUUGCGUACCAAGCGUUCAAGAUCGCCGUGUCCGUCGACGCCAACCACGCCGAGUCGUACAACAACCUUGGGGUCGUGCUCGAGCUGCGCAAAGGCAACGUUGAGCAGGCGCGCGCCAACUUUCAGCUGGCCGACAAUUUGGCCAACUUUAUGUUUGAGCCGAGUUACAACCGAGCGCUGCUCGCGUACAAGGUCGGCGACUUUCAGGACGCGUACACCAAAGUGACCAAGGCACUUCAAGUAUACCCGGACCACGCCGACUCGGUCGAACUCAAGCGCCAACUCGAACAGUUUCUCACCAUGAUCUAA